This is a messenger RNA of Diatraea saccharalis (sugarcane borer), 1155 nucleotides long. NCBI's taxonomy places the organism in Eukaryota, Metazoa, Arthropoda, Insecta, Lepidoptera, Crambidae. The record is from the annotation of a GenBank genome assembly.
AAUCGACUGCAGAACUAAUUUAAACUUAUGCUAGAUGAUUAUUUACUAUCGGAAUUUUCUAAAAUAGUUGAUUUUUGUAGUCAACAAUUAUUAAUUACAAUAUCUUAAUUUAUUAUCUGGAAGUAAUGUUCAGCACAAUACUUACCUUUAAUUUGUGUUAAUUUUUGCAGACAAUGUGGAGCCUCGUCGGUAGUUUGCUGUUUGCAACAGCAGUUUUUGCCCAACAAUAUGAUCAGCGUACAACCAAUGUACCAAUGGAUUUUAAAGAUGACAUUUACAACAGAGAUAUGCGAGGCCCGACCCCAGAUCGUCUAGUCUUCAAUUUCGAGCAGAGGCGAAUUGACCAACCCCCACAAUUCGAAAUGAGAGACGAAAAUCUAAGACAGUAUAUGGGACGUCCAAGAACGACACCUGCGCCAUUGCCACCAGCACAAUACCCUUUACCAGUAACACAUCAUCACCCCCUUACAAACGUUCCACUGAAGCCUGUAGAUCCUAAACUAUUGGGACCAAAUGGUUCUCAUUUACCAGCGACAUUACCUCCCGCGCCAAAUAUGCCCAAAUGGAUGGACUUAUCUGAUACCAGUUUCAAGAAUCAACAGCACCACGUACCUAACAGGCACCUUACAGGGUAUUACGAACCAAGUUUCCCGACCCAACAGCAGCCUGAACAAGGUAUGUCCGCGGAAGACUUCGUACGCCCAAAAGAAAGAGGUAACCACAAGUUCAAUUGGGCCGAUGUGACAGUUACUCCACAAGUUGUUUCCACGACUACAGUAGCCACCGUUCCAAUCAAAAGUAAUAAUCCCCCAGCGUCUUUUCCCACUUUGUCCCCCUGGCAUGGUGAUCGUUUCGGCAAAUGAAUUUAACAAUGGACAUAAGAAUUAAAUAUAAGUAAUUUUAAAUAAAUCAUGAGUCUACUUAUACAGUUAUUUGAUUUAUUAUUCUACGGCUUUAUAAACCCAGCUUUCACUAUAUAUACUAUUCCAAAGAACUCAAUUCUGCUAAAGUCAACAACUUAUUCGCAUCUCAAUAAUUUGAAUUUUGUCAUUAUACUAUUUGAAGCUCAAUUGGUGCAACGUUUUCAUGAAAUCAAUUGUUAUUUCGUGUUCUAUAAAAAGGACUGUGCCUAAAACUUGUUAUUGAAACACCAUU